Molecule: messenger RNA, 1176 nt
Organism: Salvia hispanica
Lineage: Eukaryota; Viridiplantae; Streptophyta; Magnoliopsida; Lamiales; Lamiaceae
Source: RefSeq, a predicted model, not a curated record
AACCUGUUGUUGAGAGUGUUUUAGAGGGUUACAAUGGGACAGUGAUGGCUUAUGGUCAAACUGGAACUGGGAAGACUUAUACUCUCGGCCGAUUAGGUGAUGAAGAUACCUCUGCUCGGGGCAUAAUGGUUCGUGCGAUGGAGGAUAUACUAGCAAAUAUCUCACCUGAAACUGAUUCUAUCUCAGUUUCAUUCUUGCAGCUUUAUAUGGAAUACAUCCAGGAUUUAUUGAACCCAGCAAAUGAUAAUAUAUCAAUUGUUGAGGACCAGAAAACUGGUGAUGUUUCUUUGCCUGGGGCAACUGUCUGGGAGAUCAGAGACCAGCAAAGUUUCAUGCAACUCUUACGCUUAGGUGAAGCACAUAGGAUUGCUGCCAACACUAAACUGAACACUGAAUCUUCUCGGAGUCAUGCCCUUCUGAUGGUACAUGUGAAGAAGUCUGUAGUGGACAGGGAUGAAUUUUCUCUUGAUGCACAAAAUCGCUCAAUUGGUAAUUUGAGGCCUCCUAUGCUACGUAAAGGGAAACUGAUCGUGGUAGAUCUUGCUGGUUCUGAACGCAUUCAUAAAUCUGGAAGCGAGGGACACAUGCUAGAAGAAGCCAAGUCUAUAAAUCUUUCACUUAGUGCAUUAGGGAAAUGUAUAAAUGCCUUGGCAGAAAACAGUCCUCACGUCCCAGUUCGCGAUUCAAAGCUUACAAGGUUACUUAAAGAUUCAUUUGGAGGGACAUCCAGAACCUCAUUAGUUAUCACAAUCGGUCCUUCUCCACGUCAUCGAGCAGAGACUUCAAGUACCAUAAUGUUUGGGCAAAGGGCUAUGAAAGUUGAGAACAUGCUGAAGAUUAAGGAAGAAUUUGACUACAAGAGUUUGGCAAAGAGACUUGAGAUGGAAAUUGAUAAACUUAUGGCCGAGAAUGAAAGGCAGCAAAAGGUUUAUGAAAAUGAGAUUGAGAGAAUCAGAUUAGAAGCACAGAAACGUGUCGCUGAGGCUGAAAGGAAUUAUGUGGAAGCCUUAGAGGAGGAGAAAACCAAAUGUCAAAUGGAUUAUAUGGAGUCAAUUAAGAAGCUUGAGGAGAAGUGGACUAUCAACCAGCAAAAGCAUGCUGAGGUAGUUGGGUUUGGAACCAUCAUUUCCUUUAGUUGUGGUAACUUCCUCUCAUUUUUAACACGGCAAUAAAUUU